Messenger RNA from Cinclus cinclus, 1032 nucleotides. It is a transcript of the gene PLP1, whose product is annotated as proteolipid protein 1. The coding region runs from base 1 to 1032 and encodes 343 amino acids. The transcript has 9 exons. The record is from RefSeq and is a predicted model, not a curated record. Gene Ontology annotation, biological process: central nervous system myelination; axon development. Gene Ontology annotation, molecular function: structural constituent of myelin sheath. Gene Ontology annotation, cellular component: myelin sheath; plasma membrane. Lineage: Eukaryota; Metazoa; Chordata; Aves; Passeriformes; Cinclidae.
AUGUCGGUGCCAUCCCUGCUGGCCAGCACCUCCUCUGUGCUCCCGGAUAAAGUGUGGACAGGCAGAGAGCCGGACAGGCACCCAGAGGGGGAAAAUCCAGGGCGUGGGACCGCCUGGCAGGGAGGGCAGGGCUCCGCACACAGCACCGAGCAGCAGAGCGGGCGGUCGGGGGAGUUGGCCAAGUCCAGCACCAUGGAUGCCAUCCCCACAGCCUGUCCCACCCGAGCCCUCACUGCAUGGAGAGAUGAGAGCUCCAGCCUGGGGCUGGCAGGAGCUUCCUGUCCUACCUCACCUCUUUUCUCCAUAGGUUUACUCGAGUGCUGUGCCAGAUGUCUCAUUGGGGCACCCUUUGCUUCCUUGGUUGCCACUGGCCUGUGCUUCUUUGGGGUAGCGCUGUUUUGUGGCUGUGGGCACGAAGCCCUCACAGGCACUGAGCAGCUCAUCGAGACCUACUUCUCCAAAAACUACCAGGACUAUGAGUUCCUCAUCGAUGUCAUCCACGGUUUUCAGUACUUCAUCUAUGGCACAGCUGCCUUCUUCUUCCUCUAUGGAGCCCUGCUGUUGGCCGAAGGCUUCUACACCACCGGUGCCGUCCGGCAAAUCUUUGGGGACUACAGGACCACCAUCUGCGGCAAGGGCCUCAGCGCAACGUUUGUGGGCAUUACCUACGUCCUGACCAUCAUCUGGCUCCUGGUGUUCGCCUGCUCUGCGGUGCCUGUCUACAUCUAUUUUAACACUUGGACCACCUGCCAGUCCAUUGGCAACCCCACCAAGACCUCGGCCAGCAUUGGCACCCUGUGUGCAGAUGCCAGGAUGUACGGCGUCCUGCCCUGGAAUGCUUUCCCUGGCAAGGUGUGUGGCUCCAACCUGCUCUCCAUCUGUAAGACCAGCGAGUUCCAGAUGACGUUCCACCUCUUCAUCGCAGCCUUUGUGGGGGCAGCUGCCACGCUGGUCUCACUGCUCACCUUCAUCAUCGCCGCCACCUACAACUUCGCAGUCCUCAAGCUGAUGGGCCGAGGCACCAAGUUCUAG